This is a messenger RNA of Neocloeon triangulifer, 3789 nucleotides long. RefSeq lists its product as uncharacterized. Lineage: Eukaryota; Metazoa; Arthropoda; Insecta; Ephemeroptera; Baetidae. The transcript has 4 exons. The record is from RefSeq and is a predicted model, not a curated record. The coding region runs from base 266 to 3418 and encodes 1050 amino acids.
UGAUCAGAGGGCUUCAAACAGUUGGAACAAGAAAGUCAACAAGUCUAGUUAUGUUUUCUUUUGAGGAGGAAAGACAUGACAAAACAUGUCUAUACUCCAUGUUAACUUAUUAUAUUGGUUGGGGGCGAAGAGUGGCCAAGACCUGAUGACGACAUUAGUGCAGUGCACGCUGCGGAAUGCGAAGCGCUCGCAGAGAAGAGAAUUUGGUUUUCGUCCUGAAAAUUAAGAAUUGGCAAGAUUCGUCAGAUUCGUGACGCGAGCAGCCAUGGAUGCAGCAAAUGGGCGGACGGAGUUGGGCGCUGAAGAGAAAUUGCUACUAAUUGCACGGACACGUUGGACACGCCGGGUCCUCGAGGAGCAACUGCUGCCCGCCCUGGGUGGAACAGCCGUCCCUCUGUUCGCCACCGCCCAGUUCGAAGGAGCCACCAUCCGACUGCAGACCAUAGACCUCAAAACACAGGAGCUGACCUGGCAGGAGGUCACUUGCCUCACCAGCGCCAGGGCCGUCCGCUUUGUCCAGCGCCUGCCGCGUUUCGGCGCCGUUGUGGACGCAGUGGUGGCCGCUGAACUUCAGCGAGACGCAAGCGAAGAGUUGCGAGUGGCGCACCAUGUGAUGAGCAACAUUGACCUGCCAACCACCAGUCUUGAGGUUGCCCACCGCCUUGCCCAUGUUGCUCCUGAAAUUGCUGCAGCCCUCGGCAGGGGCCUCCGGUUUGAAUCUCAGCUGCACCAUGUGGCCACGUCCAUCUCCUUUGCGGCCAAAAGAACUGCCAUGCUGAUGAGCCACGUUGGUCUGGCGGUCGGCUUCACCUGUCUGGUGCUCAACUCGAUGGCUCUGCACCAGGCCAUCGCCCACCAUGAUUCCAUAGCCACGGCCACCUUGGCCUCCUCAGUGGCUUUAGACGCCGCUUCCUGUGGCCUCUUCACCGCAGCCCUGAUUGUCCUGGCCUGCAAGGCGGCCAAACUGGCCACCAUCCUGUCCACGGCCGCCCUGCCUGCUAGUGUGGCAGCUUUUGUGGUUCCUCCUUUGGUGCGGUACUUCUGGACAAAGAAAAUGAAGUCCGAAGCUGCCUGUUUGUACCUGGCGAGGGCUCUGGAUACUUUGGAGAAGGCGGUGAUUUUGGAUGCUGAACUCAAUUCUCUCAGAUUUGACACAAUGGUGCCAAUUUCGGAAAUCAACUUCAGAAACGCCACAGUCACCCUUGGCGCCGUCCACAUCAAAGCCAACCGAAUUUUCCUGUUGAAUGCACCUCGCCCUCUGGAGGACAAAGUUGACGUCAUCGAAACUCUGGACGGAUGUGAAGUGCAGCCGUUUGAAACCUCUCACCUGACAAUGGUUUUGCCGACAAGUGGAAAUAUUUGUUUUGACUGGUCGGUGCAUUUCUUGGCAAAGUCAUUCAGCUUGAAUCCGUGUGCUGGUCUGGAGAAGCUGAGCAAGCUGAAGGACAAAGGAUUUAAUUUCCACAACGGACUGUUUGCUGUGCAUGGAAUCAAGACAAGUUUCUCUGACUCGACAAUCAGAAUAAUUCUGGACGGGUGCGAACGGACCCUGGCCAUUGCGCCAAGGAACUGGUUUCCAGUUCAAAAGGUGGAGAAGGGCAACUUUGACAUUUGCUUCACCUUUGUGGGUCAGGGAGGAAAAACUACCAUUCAGUUAGAAGAGAGGGACAACGGCAUCAACGUGGUUCGCUUGGAGUCGGACUCUCUAGAGCCGUCAACCUGGGUUCUGCGCUUUGGAAAAAAGCUCAACCUUGCGUAUUACAGCAAAGAGAUGUUCAUCUUCACCAGUGACGGCCUCAACGUGGUUCUCACCGACAGCUCCAAAAACCUUGUGUACUUUGUCCUGAACGAUGUCAUCUACGUUUUCAACCCAGCCUUGAGAUUAUUUACCCCAAAAGUCAUCAUGUCAAACUGGGUGAUGGAAAACCAAGAUUUCCUCCUGGAAAAGUUGGAAUUUUUCGACUGCGCGAUUGAAAUGGAAAUCAGCUCGUGCGUUGACUCCCUUGGAAAAAGUGUAACUGAUGCUAUGGUUUUCUACGACCCUUUGACAAAAACGAUUCGAGCAGGCACCUCUCGUGGCUUUUAUUACACCAGCAGUGCAAACUUCUACAAAGGCGCCUUAAUAUUGGAACUAGAUGGAAUCGACUUGAGCAGGACGGAACAGUUUUUAGACAUAAAUCAUCUGCACAAAUUGGCCGCUGACAAAGUUCCAAUUUACGUUUCAGGAAUGAAUCUGCAGGGCCACUUCUGUCCGAAUACGGGCAUCCUACUCCUUGCAAGUACUGCACAGGAUGGGAAUCUUUACAUGUUCUCCAACACUAGGGCAGCCCUGGUCGGCGUUGGCAAUUCAUUCCUGGAGCCGAGAGAAAAAUUGGGCGAAAAACUGAAAAGCCUCAGCAAGAGUUUCUUUUUUGACCCUGUGCUUGCUUUGUACCCCAAGAAGCAGCGCAUUUUGGCUGAAUACCUUUUAGUCUCUGACAUGCAAAACGUCUGGCUCCUUCCUUUUGAACAAAAGAUGGUUUCGGCUGUUGACAUUUCUGCCCCUUUGGAACUCAUCGACUGCUCCCACGGACGAGCCAUCGUGUUUGACCCGGAAUCAGGAAGACUCUAUUCGACUGCAAUGCUGCCUCUGGACGCCAAUCUUCAAAACCAACCUCCGCCCGUUGAAUUCUCAGGCAUUGGAAGAUUUAAGAGGGUAGUUCGCAAAAAGGACCGCACCAUUUUGGCAUUCACAGAGGAAGGCCUUGUUUUCCAAUGCAUUGAUGCAGUCAGGCUCGACCUGCUGGAAGUGCUGCUAGGAGCGCACAGUUCACUCUCCCAAGUGCAUGAGCUUGUUGGGCUGACCAAUAGCAAGAAAAAUUUGGUACCUGUCACUGAUGCAUUGACUUGCAAGAUCCUGUUCUUUUUUGAUACCAGUGAGAUGACAUGCUUGGACGCACCGGAAAACCACAAAGCUUCAGAAUGCAAAUACUUAGGAAAGGAAUCUGAUAACCAUUUCAUCUUCAGUUCAACCAAGAAGAAGGUCUUGAAACUGUCAAACAGUUCGGCACCAACUGAUGUUCUCUCUUGUGAUUAUUCGGAAAGGCUGGAAAAUGUUCUCCUCCUGUAUGAGCCAGAGUUUCCGAGUGACCUGGAGAAACUGAAACCAGUUUUGGAGAUUGGAGGAAUCCACACAGUGAUCUUGGCUACAAGUCGCAGAGUGAUCAACCUGACGUACAGUUUGGUAAAAUCUAAAUUGACGAAGUUUAUUUUAGAUCCCUUGUUGAAAAGCGUCGGUGUUGAUAUAGGACUCAAUUUUGAUACACACGUAGAUUUUAAAAAUGUUGUAGCUCGAGAUUUAGUGGCCUCUUAUGAAGGAAAAAGUUUCGUGAUUCACAGUGGACUGAGGGCUAAUUUUAAUAUUAGAUACUCCAACUGACUGCCUCAAAAAUGGCUUUAGCAUAUAUUCCUUAAAAUUAAUUAUUGCUAAAAAUAAUUUUAAACUUGACAGAGUGAUCUCUAUGUGUUUCAUAUUAUAUCAAUGAAUACAGAGUUUCUUUAAAUUUAAAUAUUUUAUAAAACUAAAUUAAUAGAUAAAAUGCAGCAAAUUUUAAGUGCCAGAAAUAAUAUUGUUUUGGCUAUUUGUUGUAUAAAAUACCCAAAAUAUUACCCUAUUUAGAUAAACCCAUGGGAACUGAAAUGUACCAAUAACCUAUAAGUGCAUAGAUUUAAAUGUGUUCUAUUUGCAUACGGGGAUAUUUUUUUAGGGUAAAAUUUUUCAUUCAAUAAAAUCAUCUGAGAUGGAAAACU